AAGACGUGAAAAGCAGCGACAUAAUGCCACCGUGAAGUUGGGCCUUGAAGGGCAGAGUUAUAAAAACCGCACUAUAGCUGUUGAGUAGGAGGAUAUGUACAGAUUGCAGAGAAUGGAGAUAGUACCUGUAAUAAUGUCAGCAAACGGUGUAGACAUGAAGGGGUUGCAGAAGGCUGGAAAAGUCUGCAGUUUGGUGAAAAACAUUCUUAGAACAAUGCAGGAUGCCGCUUUAUAGGGUACGGCGAACAUCGUCAAAAACUGUUUGAGUCUUGAGUAAGCUAGAAUGAAGGGUGAAAGAAGACAUCACCACAACCAUCAAUACAGGAGGACUACAAAGGUUGUUUAGAACACAGAAUGAAGGAGUUCUUCUCUGUAGCUCCAUACACAGUAUUUGUACAGACAAGUUGUGUAUUUGGCAGAAAGGCCCCGUUAUUUCUUGUAAAGUAAAGGAAUAACAAAAAAAGUGCAAUAAUAAUGUUUUUUUUAACCGAAAACGUUCCAUUCGGUUCCUGUGCCAAAUAAUAUAAUUCAUUAAAAAUCACGGUUUCUGUUUCCUUCUUUCUUUGUUCGUUAUUUAAUUCUGAUCACUGAAGCCAUACUGUAGCCCUGAAAGUCUAUUCUAACAUAAAUAGGAUCUUUUCAGGGAAGUUUGACUUCACAAUAAACAUAAUUUAAUUUUUGAAGAGUGUGUUUAAUCAUCCCGUCUUUCCGUAUCUGGCCCAAAACAACUAUUCUUCUCACCUAAUGUGCACGUCGAGACCUUACGACAGACUAGCUAAUAGUGCCGGCGCGUGAUGAUUUCUGCGUAUCGGCAGGCAGUGAGAACACAAAAAUCCGAAUACUAAUCGCCUCAACAACACUACUAACAGUGUUUCAUAGUUUUCACAAAUUAACUUAUAUACACCCUAUCGUUGCACGGUGCUGAACAAGCUGGUAAAAUUUCAUGUCAAUCCGAGUAUCCAGCAUGGCAAAGGUCGUCAGAAAUACUUACGUUCAUAUUAACCCGCCAAUUUAUUCACAUGACGUCUCUGGUCCAGCGCAGAGACAUUAAAAAUACAUCCACUGUCAGAGAAUAUAUAACCUGCUGUUCCAGAGAAUACAAUUUUGCCUCUACAUUCAUGAUGAAAACUCUUUCGAUGCUCAUUUGUUAUUCUCGACAUAUACUUGUUAGCAGUCAUAUCGAUUCUGUACAUGGACGGGAAAUUGUCAAAUUUUGACAACGCACACAUGGUUAUGACCGGUUAUGACAAUCGUGGAUACGUGUUGAUGAUUUGUUGGUCCAUAAAUUAAAUUGGCUUAAGUUUGCGAAUCCAAAUGUAAAUACUACAAGUGUGCUUUGUCUAUCAAUAUGAUCAAAGCAAUUUUGGUGUUCAAUAACCAUGGAAAACCUCGCAUGUCAAAGUUCUACCAAUAUUUUAAUGAAGACAUGCAACAACAAAUUAUUAAGGAAACAUUUCAACUCGUUUCAAAAAGAGAUGACAAUGUUUGCAACUUCCUAGAAGGUGGAAGUUUAAUUGGAGGUUCUGAUUAUAAAUUAAUAUACCGUCACUAUGCUACAUUGUAUUUUGUUUUCUGUGUGGAUUCGUCCGAAUCAGAACUUGGCAUUUUAGACCUUAUUCAAGUGUUUGUGGAAACAUUGGACAAAUGUUUUGAAAAUGUUUGUGAAUUGGACUUAAUUUUUCACGUUGACAAGGUGCACUACAUUUUGAACGAGCUAGUAAUGGGAGGCAUGGUGCUGGAAACAAACAUGACUGAAAUUCUUACAAGAAUAGAAGAUCAAAACAAACUUGAGAAACAGGAGGCAGGGUUGGCUGCAGCUCCAGCAAGAGCUGUCUCUGCUGUCAAGAACAUGAACAUUCCUCAACAGAUCAAGGACAUGAAAUUACCCGAUCUUCCUCAGGCCAUUAAAGAUCUGAAAUUCUGACCUCGGGGAACCAUGGCUGCUGACCUUAGCUGACCGCCCUUAGGUGAUCGAGCAGAGGAGGCAGCUCUGGUUCAGCAUCCAUAUUGUUCCUAGUGCACAAAAUGACAUGUCGUGUGAUGGCUUUCUUAUACUCAUUCACAAAGAAUCUGUGAAACAAAUACUACUUAUCCAAUGUAUACUUCUUUAUUUUAAUUUCUGUUUUCUAUUUUGCAUUAUUUAUAUAGUUACUUUGUAAAGAAAUGUCUCAUGUUAUUUAUUGAUGUUGAAAACUAUUAAUGAAAAAGUGAGAGUUAUUUUUAAAAGUUUGUCUUCUUUGUGAAAGCAUUGUUAAAGAAUGAUCUUUAGAUUGUAAGUGCAAUUACAUAAGUUAUAUUUUGGUAUUGAAUGAAGUAUAUUGUGCAGUAUAUAUUGUGCAGAUACAUCUCUUGUAGGUGGGUUAAAUUUGUUUUCUUGUGCUUCCUUUUGCAGUCUAAGCCCAAAAGUUCCAAUUUUAAUGUUCAGUUUCAUGUCUUCACCUUUGAAAUUAUUGUCUUAUGAGGUUAAUUUGCAUUGAAAAAUCACUUGUCUACCUACCUCAAAUUGCAGACAAAAUACAAGUACUUAGAAUAAACUCGAUAACAUUAUUCUUUCUUGAAUUAUGGUAUCGUUAAUAGUGUAGUUGCUCAUUAAUUUCAACAAAAACUAUUUCUGAAUUAUAAGAUCCUUAACUGUUACUGAAACUUUAAUCGUUCAUCACAUUUGGAAUUAUUAAUUUCUUUGUUGUUGAUAUUAGCUAAUUUGCUCAUAAAGGAGAGCAUUGCUGAACAUAUUCCAUAUGUUAUGGAAUACAUUUAUUUCUAAUAGACAGGAAAUGAAACUAGUACUACUAACUAAAUUUAUUCAAUUUUUCAGUUUUUUGAAGAAACUUAUGAAGCUUGAAUCUUCUUUACUUUGAACUACGUAUAAGUAAAAUUAUUGUCAUAAAAUUUCUUUAAUAUUAAUGUGUAAAGUGUAUAGAUUGACAAUCUAAUUUAGGUAAUUAAUGAUAGCAGAAUCCCCCAAAUGAAGAAAUAAAUUAAAUUAAUACAUUUAAAUGUAUAGAAGCAAAUCUUUUGUGCUUGCAUAGAAGACUUUGUCAAGUACAAGCAGCACCUUUUAUUUUAAAUAUUGCUGCACUCUGUAAGGCGAAGUAUGGUUAGCGGAAGAAGAUUAUCUUCUACAUCUAGCUGUUGUAAUAAUUCUCAAUCCCCAUUUAUAGUAUCUUCAAUAUACUGAAUUGAUAUAAACUUUGAUUUUACUGAUAAAGAAGGGAACACCAAAGGAAAAGAACUGAAAAUUAAAUUCGUAAUGCUUUAUACUUUUAUUGAUUGUUGAUGUUAUAUUUGCUCUUUGAAUGUUUCACUGAUUAUAUCAGAUACAGUAGAAUAAGACUUUUAAAAAGUGUUGUUCUUCUCUACAGUUGGUUCAGAGAAUCUUACGUAGUAUCAUCAAACCGAUAAGGGUAAUAGGGCAGAGAACACCUUUGAAAUUAAUUAAUUCUAUAGGUAAACUGCAUUGAAAAGAGCCUUGCACUGUGCAUGCCUUAAAUUACGAUCCCUUCCAUUGUUCAACAUGAUGUUGCCAUAUGUUUGGUUGAUAAUAUUGGAGCACGAUGAGUACAUAGGUGUAGGGCACCUAUUGCAUCCCAUCAGUUGAGUGAAGCCAUAUGGGAAGCGCAGGUGGUUCCUCUGCCCUCAAGGACAUAUUCUACAUGGUACAUCUAUAAUACUAUUUUAUUGUGUGUAGUUAUAGAAUUUUUAAUGAAAGAUUAGUACUUGAUUAUAUUUCCUUGAUUAUAGUAUUACUUGAUGUAUGGUAUUUUUCUUUAGAAACGACUAAAGACAGAAGUUUCAAGCACUAUCAUGUCCUUAAAUGUGCACCCAAACCUGUUCUGUCAAAUAAUAAUACCAAAUAGCUUGAUUAAGGGUAAAAAUUAAUGCCAUGCACUACCAAAUUGAAGUAUUUUUCUGAUUUUCUAUUUUAUUUUAGUGCUUUUUGUAGCAGUGCUGGUGUUUUGAGUGACAAAAAUAAUCAUUGUUUUCUGUUCUUUUUUUUUGUGUUAAAAUAAGCUUAAAACCAACUGAAACUGAUUAAGAGCGGGUAUUAAAGGUCAAAAUUUGCCAUUCCUCCAGUUCACACUUGCAAGGCCAGAGUCUUGCCGCGUGAAAUAAGGCAUUGAUUCAUUUCAAAUUCAAUUAAACAAUAUUAUCUCAUCUGUAUGGAAUGUGUUCUUUGCCAACAAUGCAUGGGAAUUUUCAUCAUUUUGUCGAGUGCUGUCAUAAGGAGCAGUGUCUCGGCACUUUGAAUAUGCUCUUGUGGCAGUGUGAACCUAGUUUAUCCUUAUACCUGCCUAUGGUCGGCUGACUGACCUAAUUGACCUGACUUAACUGACUGACCUGACUGACUGAACUGACUGGACUGUCUGAUUGAUUGAUUUACUGACUGACUCACAGAAAUGUGCUACAAUUCUUUCACUAUCCAUUGUAAUGUGAGUGUAUAUUGAUCAGUUACAACUGAUUACAAACAUAAAAGAAAUAUUUGGAAUGUGUAUUUCACUUCACAACAAAAUCAGUUUGUAGUUCCUUUUUUUCCUAACUUUUCAGAAUUUUAAAAUAUGGCAGCUUAGUAAUAAAAUGAGCAAUGACAUCUGUCCAUUGUCAGAUUCUGAGAAUAUACUAUUAUGUUUUAUAUACAUUAAUUUGUUAAGAUUUAGUUUGCAAAAAUUUUAAUAAUAUAGGUAAAAGUGUGAUUAUGCAAUAUUAUUCAGAAAAGUAUAAACAUGCAUUUUACAUGAAUUUUCCCCCAAAAAAUUUGCAUGCAAACAUGCACAAAAAAGUGUAUAUUUUUUAAAUGAGCUUACCAUGAAGCACAAGUUGAAGAACCAUAUAGCAACAUGCAUUUGCAUGGAAAUCUUGUCUUUAGUAAGGACUCCUUUAACAUCUUGUCCUUUUGGGAUGGUUCCAUUUGCUGUCAAUUUUGAAUUAAAGUCGUACAUAUUGCAAGAGUAGUUUCUUCUUUACUUAUAUUAUAUAUAUGAAGGUCAGUUUGCCAGAUAAAUUGAAAACUUGUUGCGUUUUAUGUUAUCUUAAAAUUUUCUUUCCAUUUGUUAAAUCAAUGUGUAAUUCAUGUAUGCUUUCUUGAGCUCUCAUUUCACAAAUGUGAGGGAAUUGGUUGUUUUUUUAUCAAAUCUGUAGCUCGUUGUUCAAUGCAAAUAAUUUCUGGUUACCAGAUGUCAACAGUGCUUGUUGCUAUCUUUUAUUCGUAAUUCAGCUAAAGGUAAAGGAGAGGAGUAGGGAUUCUGGAGCUCAAGAAAACGUGUGUACAUGUUAUAGGGAAAUAUUUACGUGAAUUACAUGCGAAAUUUAGAAAACCUAUUGUUCAUGUGUAAAUUAUUGCCCACUAUCUGUUACAAAAAGCAACUGAUUGCUACAUGUGCUGUAUAUUGUGAUAAGUAGAUUUCAUAAAAAUAAAUACAGAAUAUAUUAUAUACUUGAUAAAUAAUAUGCGAGAAAACUGUAUACUACUUCGUAUUAUUCUUUGCUCCUCAAAAAUGUGCUCUGCUACUCAUAAUUUACUUGCACUGUUUAAUGAUGAAGAAAAAUUUAAUAACUUUUUAUGGUGUAGAAGACAUAAAAAUUUUGAACUGGGGUGAUACAAAACUUUAUAAUAUACUGCAUCUGUGUGUCUGCUCACCUGUACACCAGUAAUGAGAUUGCAGAGUUGAAAGUGAAUAAACUUUUUCUUCAAUCAAAGUUACCAAUGUAUAAACUGGAAGAUGUAUUGAAAGAUCUGUCCUAAUAACAAAAAGACUUAUUCAACAUUUUGAUAAUCUCUGAUGUAUUUUUAAUUAUUCCUCUGUUUUUAUGGAAGUGUGUUAUCAAAUAAAUAUUGAUUAUAUUUGAAUUAAUUUGUUAGUCCUAUUUAUUAAAAUACUUCUUUUCCAAUGAGAAACAACAAUAGUUGCAGAUCAAAUACCUUGAUCUUUUAAAUUAUUUCCGUGCAUCCUAAAUCAGGAUUGUUAUCCAUUUUUAAUUUGUAGUGUCGUGUGUGUGAUUUUUUUUUUUAUCUCUAUUCCUUAUGUUGUAUGGUUAUUAACAUGGUUUUCUUUCCAGACAUACCCUCUUUUUGUAUCUUUAAAUUUUGUAAAAUCUUUGUAUUUCUCGUAAUAAUUUCAUGUAGUUAACAGGACAG
Molecule: messenger RNA, 6133 nt
Organism: Gryllus bimaculatus (two-spotted cricket)
Lineage: Eukaryota; Metazoa; Arthropoda; Insecta; Orthoptera; Gryllidae
Source: the annotation of a GenBank genome assembly